AUGCGUCAUCUGAACCUGGAUCACAACCUGCUGUCGAAGCUUCCUGCGCUACAGGCUAUGCGGCGACUCAAACGUCUGAGUCUCGUGGGAUGCCGUAUCAAGCGCCCAACCAGCUUGAUAGACGCGCUCGCUGGCAUGUCAGAGCUCAGUGUCCUCGACUUGCGUCUAAAUCCGUGCACCCUGGGAUUGUAUCCGCCCCUUCUACUCAGUAGUGCCACACCGGUCAUAUCCGACGAGGCUACGCACGAGCGCAGCCGUCGACCGCCUGCUUCGAUGCCACCAUUUCCUGAUCCAGGCGUCGUCCAACCUGAUCGCGCGGCGGCCGUGUUGCGCGAGGCCAAGCGAGCGGAACGAGCGGCGCAACAACAGAUCGAGAAGUCGGUGUUUCACAAGCGUCAGCCCGGGCCAGAUUUGGAUGCACCUCGUGGUAAACGCUGGUCGGAUGAUGAGCAAGAUGAGACAGAAGUCAGUCAAGGCCUCAGUACUAUCAGCUCCAAGCACGAUGUGGGACUCGAUGCCCAGCAGAAGAUGAUGGCAGCUGCCGACGCGCGCUUUGCGCAGACCCUCCCCCCUACCUUUGCUUAUCGAAGGUUGAUGCAUCGAGGUAGUCUUGCCAUGGCGUGCCCUGCACUUGCAUGGCUGGACGGUCUCCUCGUGGAUGAGGCUGAAGUGGUCAAGGCGGACGAGCUCUUGAGCGCUAGUCCACCGUUCGCCAGCGGUGCCUUCCUCUCCUCCUCCCCUCACACUUGA
Ceraceosorus bombacis is the source of this 750-nucleotide messenger RNA. The record is from the annotation of a GenBank genome assembly. Lineage: Eukaryota; Fungi; Basidiomycota; Exobasidiomycetes; Ceraceosorales; Ceraceosoraceae.